AUGAUCGUGGAAUACGCUGGCUAUUACUUUGAGCCAGUUCUAAUCCAAUCAGCUGAAGGCAAAACUAAUUGGUACAACGUGGUACGUUAAAUGUUAUUGAAGUCCAUUAAAUGUUAUUGUAUUUUACAAACGUUUUUAAUUUUGACUAUGUCCUAAAAAAGUUACAAAAGUUGAAAAUGGUUUGUUUGAUAAUUUUUAAAAACGAAUAUUGCUUUUUCUUCUCUUAGAUAAAAGCUUACCCACCUUCUACAUAUGUAAAUGUUACAGUAUUAAAAACAAUUUUAAAAAUCUUUGUAGCCGGCUCCGGCUUUGUCUUCAACUUUAAUAUAAUAAAAUAACGCUGGAGCUAAAAAUUUUAAAUUAAGAGGUUCAGAAAUUAAAAAUUUUGAGUUAUAAGUAAAACUAAACGUUGCAGGACAAAACUAAUGAAACCACAACGGGAGUAAUCAAUAUGAUUGAGAACUACAAAGUCGACACAGCUUGUAUCUUGUUCCAAAGCAAUUUACCACGCCAACAAAACUUUGAUCUUUCGGAUGUUGUAACAUUUGUAAGUGGUUUUUAAUCUUACAUUACAGCUUCUAAUUUAUUCAUUGAGUUUCUAGUAAACUUGCCUUUUUGGCCAGGUCUAACAGUUUAAGCACGGCUCGGUUUGCUUGAAUUUUGCUUAAGCUAACAAGUAAGCACGGGAGCUAAAGAUAGCUUCUACUCAAUCCUCUGUAGAUAUUAUGGUAAAACUUACUGUUUUAGGUAAACAUGUUCUACAUAACCAAGCCAAAGAAGAAGAACGUGGCUAUGGCGUUAUGGAACGCUUUUAAACCCUAUCAGAUGGCAGUUUGGAACUACUUGGGUAUUGUUUUUGUAGCGCAAUGCAUGUUCGCUGUUGUUGUCGGCAAACUUGAGUGUAUGUUAGGAUGGUCAGCCAAGGUUCGGCCUUUUGAGGUAGGUUUAGCUUUACUUGUACUUCAUAUCUUAAUAAUACUGAUCGUACUCAUAUCUAUUUGAUACUAAAUGUACUCACAUUUUUGGAUAAUACUGAUAGGACUUACAUAUCUGAAUGAUAGUGAUCGUACUUACAGAUUUAAACGAUACUGAUAGUACUUACUCACAUAUCUAACUGACACUGAUAGUACCCACACAUUUUUUAAUUUUUCAGCGUUGCUGGCAAUACCUCCGUCUCCAAAUCCGCCAAUCAAUGGACUAUCACAUUCCUUUCAAACUCAGCGCCGGCAACCUAUCAUUCGUGUUUUACUCAGUAAUUCAAGCUACAUUACUCACUAAUCUCUACUCCGGCAUUAUCUUGUCAGUUCUGAUGAGAGGUGAAUCUCAAAAGCCAUGGGAGUCAUUCGAUGACAUGGUUAAUCUAGUCAAGUCAAAGGAAUACAAGUUUGUUAUGGACAAGAAUACCUAUGAGAACUCAUGGUUCUUUACUGAUUUACAACAUGCUGAAACUGAACACUUGAGAAAGUUGUUUAGUGCUUUGAGUACUACUCCGGUUAGUAUUGUUGAUACUGUUGAAGAUGCUUUGAAUAUGUUGGACUUGGGAGGUUAUAUUAUGGCAGUUCAGGAAGAUAGCUAUUCAAUGUUUUCUUCGACUGAACGGUGUGGAUAUUACUAUUAUAGAGAUGGUAGGUAGGGUAGGGUGGAGUAGGAUAAGAUAGAGUAGAAUAAGACGGAAUAAAGCUGAGUAUUGUAAGGUGAGAUAGGGUAGGAUAGGUUAUAAUGAUUUCAAUGUUGCAGUAGAAGUCUCCAAGCCGGCCUUCUUUAUGUUUGCCAAGAAUAAUCCUUUACUAUCUGGCUUCAACCAUGCUAUACGAAUGAAUCAAAAGUUUAUAGACAGAGCUUUCAGAAAGUACUUUGAUGUGAAUAAGAAAACUGGCAAUAUACCAAGAUGUCCAUUGACUGACGAAGAUAUUCCUGAAGCUGCUAAACAGUUGGGUAAGUUGUUAUAAAUAGGUUUCUAUAGCCGAAAGUUAAGAGAAUGGUAGAAGGGGGGGGAAAAAAAUUUUUUUGAUAUUUUAUAAGACGAGUUUAUUUUACAGUAUCCAAGUCUACUGUAAAAUAAAAAAAAUUAUUUUUAGACUUUUUACUUACAUCUUCUUUCCAGACAUAACCGAGACAUUUGGUAUCUUCCUAGUCAUCUUAAUUGGCUGUGGUGCUUCGGGCAUUGUUUGGGUUUUGGAAAUUGUCUUUUGGUCUCUCUGUGAAUGCUUCAAACGUCUACGAGAUUCACAUAGAAGACGACUGUUUGCUGAGCCGUGGCAAUCGUUGGCAGCGGCCAAAAGCUUUUAUAUUGUACUUGAUAAGGCGGUUGAUGAAAAACCAUUGGAAAAUGGAAAUAUUGCGCCAAAACUAAUGGUCGAUUUGAAGAAAAUAAAUUGA
Bursaphelenchus okinawaensis is the source of this 2379-nucleotide messenger RNA. Lineage: Eukaryota; Metazoa; Nematoda; Chromadorea; Rhabditida; Aphelenchoididae. The record is from the annotation of a GenBank genome assembly.